Molecule: messenger RNA, 852 nt
Organism: Opisthocomus hoazin
Lineage: Eukaryota; Metazoa; Chordata; Aves; Opisthocomiformes; Opisthocomidae
Source: RefSeq, a predicted model, not a curated record
AUGACUAAGCCCCUCGCAGCAGAGCGCUGCAGCUUUUCCCCCAACGCUCGUCGCUACGUUCCUUCCAACCUCACGCCCAGAACUUACCCAGCAUUUCACCUGCAAUUCGACCGCGGAACCGCGCUUCAGACGAGACCCACCGGAGAUGACACCGGCUACGUGCUCGGUCGGAGGGAGCGCGUCCGAAGGGCGGAGCGGCGGGGCCGUGGGCGCUACCGAUGGGGAAGAACGAAAGCUGUUACUAUAACCGGCUUACUCAUGAUCAACCCCAACUACAACGGAGGGGAGCCCAAGAGGUCUCGCACCGCCUACACCAGACAGCAGGUUCUGGAGCUGGAGAAGGAGUUCCACUUCAACCGCUACCUGACCAGGAGGCGACGCAUCGAGAUCGCGCACACUCUCUGCCUCUCCGAGCGCCAGGUCAAGAUCUGGUUCCAGAACAGGCGCAUGAAGUGGAAGAAAGACCAUAAACUGCCUAACACAAAGAUGCGCUCCUCAAACCAGUCCACGCUGAGCCAGCAGUCCAAAGCACAGACACAGGUCCACCCCCACCAGCUCGACGGGGCUACACCCAACGCAAAGCGCGAUAAAUACUUGGAUCCGAGAGGGAUCAGGCACCAGGCCCUGGGGGGGCUGGCAGCUUCCCCGCCUGGCCGAGGAGCACGGACCGUCCCGGAGAAAAACGUGCAGUGCCCCUGGCAGAGCACGUUCAGCGUCAGGGAGGGGGGCGGCUGUAAACCCCCUCCGCAAACACCGCUGCCUCCAAACCUGACCGAGGAGCAGGCCCGAAAAGCACACCUUCCACUCUCGUAUAGGGGCUUACUAAAUCCUAAAUUGCCAGCUGCCUCCUGA